AUGAAAGAACGAGGAUAUCGAGUAUCCUUCGCCACUCACGACUCGGGGCGGGAGUGGGCACACGCCUACGGUGUCCCCUUCCUAUCAGCCGGAGCCUUUCCCAUAUCCGCUGAAGAUCUGCGCGUCAAGCUCCGAGCUAUGACGCGGGACGCCUCGAAUUUCCGAGGAAUUCUAACCAUGUUUAACGAUAUUUACGUCCGAGCAGCAAGACCCAUGUUCGACGCCCUGCUGCCUCAACUGGAACAUAACGGGACCAAUGCCAAUGCGCCGGACAUAUUGGUGAUGGAUAUCGCCACUGUGGGGGCCCAAGAUCUCGCACAUAAACUGAAAAUCCCGUACAUUCUGAACUCCCCUUCACUGCUAUUUGAUCUGGGAGGAGCGCCGAGUUAUGUGCCUGCAUGGGGCACAGGAUUCAGCGAGAACAUGUCACUCUGGAAUCGGUGUAUGAAUAUUCUAUUCCCGAGGUUAUUGUCAGUGGCAUUAACCCCGCCGUUCAUGGAGCUCAACAAGAUGCGAUAUGAGCUGGACUUGCCACCGUUCCGAUCCCAGCACGAUUUGUUCAAAGGAGCUCGUGUUAUUCUGAACACAGCAUUCGGGCUUGAGCAUCCACAACCUCUUUCUCCGCUCGUGGAUGCUGUUGGACCGAUAAUGCCAGUACCAGGUGGAAAUGCGAGCAAAUUAGAACGCCACCCUCUUCCAUCGGCGUUGCUGAGCUGGCUAGAUGCGUCAAUUGAAUCAACACCGUCGUUGCGACUACGUCAGCGGACAGCAUCGCAUCGAGCCAAAUCUACAGAGCAGGACCUUGAAGCAGCUGCUGGAGGUGUGGUGUACCUGAAUCUGGGGACGAUGGCGUACAUUGAUGCCUGGCAGGCUCAAGCACUCGUCGAAGGACUGCUCAUGGGACCUGAAGACUCGCCUGUGAAGGUUCUAUGGGUUCUUCCUACAGAUCAACGUGGUAAUUUACCACCUGCAUUGCCGCCUUCUCUGGUUGUAAAGCCACCUAGCUCGUCGCUGUCGAACUUGGAAAUCCUGAGUCAUCCCGCUGUCAGACUGGUAGUUUCGCACUGUGGCAUGGUAUCGGCUCAAGAAGCACUUGUGAUGGGCAAGCCGUUGCUGUGUAUUCCCUUUUUGGUGGACCAACCGGACGUGGCGGCCCGUGUCGAGGAUUCCGGAGCGGGUAUUGCGCUGGACAAGAAUCUUCUCUCGGGCCCGUACGUACACGCCGCAGUCACUCCAUGGCACAAGACCGCUCUACUUGACGUCUGGGCGGUCUACGCUGCUCUCAUCUGUCUACUGGCUGUUUUCGUACGCAUUCAGUGGCUUCUUCUCUUCAUCUGGGUGUCCGAGAGCUUUAGUCUCCUCUCUAAUUUGAUCCUGGGGCCACCACUUCCUCCCUCGUCAAUGGCUGAAGGAUAUGACGAUGCAUACGAAGACGGUGAAGACGCUGAAGAAGAGAGUGACACGUCGCAGCCCGCAAGUUAG
Phytophthora infestans T30-4 is the source of this 1482-nucleotide messenger RNA. RefSeq lists its product as uncharacterized. Gene Ontology annotation, molecular function: UDP-glycosyltransferase activity. Lineage: Eukaryota; Oomycota; Peronosporomycetes; Peronosporales; Peronosporaceae. The transcript has 2 exons. The coding region runs from base 1 to 1482 and encodes 493 amino acids. The record is from RefSeq and is a predicted model, not a curated record.